CACUUCCUGUAAGUAUUGAGUCUUUUUCAUAUGUUAUUCUAGGUUACGUUUUUGUGGUUCAUGAUCUUCUUAUAAAAGAAGAGGUGUUGUUUCGUAUUUUUUUUCUAUAAUAUUUCAACACUUUUUAGCCAGUAUGAAAAGAAAAAAAGUUAUUCUAUUCUGCAUUUUAUCAUUUACUACACUGGCUGUUAUCAUAAUCUAUCAUUCGUGCAACAUGUCUACCUGUUCUGCAAUGUAUGAAACACUUUGGCGCCCAAAAGCGAUGUUCGAAAAUAUAAAUACCGCGAAAAUCAAAAAGUAUUUUAACCCGUUAUGGGCAAGAACAGAUCAAGAAAAUAAAAAGAUAAAAAACUCACAAGAUAUAAACGAACGCCAUAAUUUACAUGGAGUAACGAAACUAAAUACCGGAAUGAGUGUAAAGAUCAAUUUGGAUCAAUUAAGAAAGACAAUCGAGGCUAGAAAUUUAAACUUGACCGGCAGAGACAAAAAUAUGAACAGACAAGGGAAUGAAAUAUCUGCAGAAAUUCAAUCCAAUAUGACGCAUACAAAGCAUAACCUUAUACGUCAUAUAGGUAUAAUGACGUUCGACAAAAUAUCAUGUAAGCCGAUUUUCCCGAAAGUUUUAUUAUAUAAUCGGAUUUUUAAAACAGGAAGUACUAGUCUGGGUCAAGUAAUGGUAAACGCUUCCGAAUAUUUGAAUUAUCACGUGCAGAAGUCGACGACUGAAGAUUGGUACAAUACGGGGGAUUCAUACCCAUAUCCAGACGUUAUAGAAAAUCACGUGAUCAAGAAUGUGUCAGUUGCAUUUGUUUCGCAUUUUUAUUUUCGUAACGACUUAAAAAUUGAGAGACCAUACACGUAUAUAAAUAUGUUACGAGAUCCAGUCCGCAGAAUUAUAUCACAUUACAAAUACAUGAGAUUAGAAAAUAUAAGACCACCUGAUCGCAUCAAAGAGUUGAAAAAAUCUGGUCUGUGGAAUGAAUCCUUGUUAACUUGUGUUCGAAAACAACAUAGAGGUUGCGAGGAUAAUGUCAUGACCAGAUUCUUUUGUGGUCCGCAUAAUUUUUGCAAGAGCGGUUCAAAAAAGGCAUUGGAGAAAGCAAAAUUCAACAUGCAACGAUAUUACUCUGCGGUUGGGAUAUUAGAAAAAAUUGAAUUAUUUUUAAAAGUUUUACAGACAAAAUUACCAACAUUUUUCAACCAUACUCAACUAGUUUUACCUCGAGAAAAGAAGAAUAAAAAUGAAGACUACUACAAAGAUAUAGACAAGAAAACUUUGAAAAAGAUUCGAGCUCGAAAUAAAGCGGAUAAAAAGCUGUAUAAAUUUGCGAGUGAGCGUUUCAAAAGAGAGAUAUCUGCUUGCAGGUUAUGACGGUUAUCUCUCACA
Hydractinia symbiolongicarpus is the source of this 1387-nucleotide messenger RNA. RefSeq names its product heparan sulfate 2-O-sulfotransferase 1-like. Bases 134 to 1372 code for a protein of 412 amino acids. The record is from RefSeq and is a predicted model, not a curated record. Gene Ontology annotation, molecular function: sulfotransferase activity. The transcript has a single exon. Lineage: Eukaryota; Metazoa; Cnidaria; Hydrozoa; Anthoathecata; Hydractiniidae. Gene Ontology annotation, cellular component: membrane.